UUGAAACUGAGCAAAAUGAAAUUCCUGAUUGCAUUCGCCUUGGUGGCUGCUGUCAGCGCCGAUGUGUCGCAUCUGUUCUCGCACAGCGACAAUCUGCAGGAUGAUGGAUACCAUUACCAACAGCCUGCCAAGCAGUUUGUCAUUGAUGUGCCAAGCGUGCCCCAUCAUUACGAGCAGCCUGCUCCAGUUGUCUACGAGAAGCCUGCUCCAGUUGUCUAUGAGAAGCCUGCUCCCGUUGUCUACCAGAAACCUGCUCCAGUAGUCUAUGAGAAGCCUGCUCCAGUUGUCUACGAGCAGCCAGCUCCAGUUGUCUACCAGAAGCCUGCUCCAGUAGUCUAUGAGAAGCCUGCUCCUGUGGUCUACCAGAAGCCUGCUCCAGUAGUCUAUGAGAAGCCUGCUCCAGUAGUCUACGAGAAACCCGCUCCUGUGGUCUACCAGAAACCCGCUCCUGUUGUCUAUGAGAAGCCCGCUCCAGUUGUCUAUCAGAAGCCAACUCCAGCCGGACUCCUGAAGGAUGAUGGAUACCAUUAUGGCCAGCCUGCAAUCAAAUUCGAACCAACUCCCGUUGUUACACCCGUCUACAAGCCACAGCCAGCACCUAAGCCACAGCCAACUUUCAAGCCUGUGGCCCCUAAGGUUGUUGUGCCUGCCAAGCCCGUCAACGAAUAUCUGCCUCCUGUUGUCGUGAAGGUUACUCCAGCUCCAGUUGUCUACAAGCCCAAGCCAGUGAUCCCAGUGACCCCUAAGGUUGUUGUGCCUGCCAAGCCCGUCAAUGAAUACCUGCCUCCUGUUGUCGUGAAGGUUACUCCAGCUCCAGUUGUCUACAAGCCCAAGCCAGUGAUCCCAGUUGCUCCUAAGGUUGUUGUGCCUGCCAAGCCUGUCAAUGAAUACCUGCCUCCUGUUGUCGUGAAGGUCACUCCAGCUCCAGUUGUCUACAAGCCCAAGCCAGUGAUCCCAGUAGCUCCUAAGGUUGUGGUUCCCGUCAAGCCUAAUAACGAGUAUCUGCCCCCUGUGGUCUUCAAGCCCCAACCUGCAGCACCCAAGCCAGUUGCUCCAGUCUACCAUCCAGAGCCUGUGGUUCCUAAGCCAGUCUACCAUCCAGAGCCUGUGGUUCCUAAGCCAGUCUACCGCCCAGAGCCUGUGGUUCCUAAGCCAGUCUACCGCCCAGAGCCUGUGGUUCCCAAGCCUGUCUACCGCCCAGAGCCUGUGGCUCCAGUCUACCAUCCAGAGCCCAGGCCAGUGGCUCCAGUCUACCACCCAGAGCCUGUGGCUCCCAUCUUCCGUCAGCCCGAGCCCGUGCACCAGGGCUACAGCUACCCUAAUGACCCCCAGCCAUCCUUCGAAUAUUAAGGAAAACUUGUUGUUAUUAGGAAAAAUAAACCAUCCUGUAGUAUUAGAUCCUUUUUAACGAAUGUCGAUUAAAACGUCACUUUAAAUAAAAUGACUCACGAAAUUGAAAAAAGAAUUAAA
Drosophila innubila is the source of this 1470-nucleotide messenger RNA. Its product is annotated as extensin-1. The transcript is spliced from 2 exons. NCBI's taxonomy places the organism in Eukaryota, Metazoa, Arthropoda, Insecta, Diptera, Drosophilidae. The record is from RefSeq and is a predicted model, not a curated record. Bases 16 to 1350 code for a protein of 444 amino acids.